ACGACCACUUCGAUUCAUACCAAUAAAUGUCGCAAUGAAUUCAAACUGUCCGAUUGCAUUAUGUGUUUUACUCAAUUUGAUAUUACUAUGUCACGGAUUAAACACAGGAAGAUAUAAACGAUAUAAUGUAGCAAGAAAUGGUAACAAUGUUGGUUUAGGAAUUGGUUUUCCUGAAUCCGAAGAGCAGAAUCCGGACACUCAACAUAAAUUACACAAGCAGCCUGUUCAAUUUCCAUCAAAAUGUAAGGAUGGUGAACUGUACUAUCCCGGUGAUCAAGGCGAUGAUUGGGUAUGCGAUUGUAAACCAGGAUAUGUUUUCUAUCCACCGAGCAGUCAGUGUUUCGCAGCUUUUAAAAGAGGUCCAUGCAAUGCAGGCAAUUAUCUAGUUUUGCCCAAAUCAAGUGUGAUACCGGAAUGCGUUCGAAAUCCGUGCGUACAUGACAAUUUUGUAAGCUUCAGGGGUAAUUGCUAUCAGCUGGACAAGUCCGGCCCAUGCCCAGUACCAGAGCUAAUGAAUGUGAUCGGUGUUAACGAGACCACGUUGGAGAUUAUUUGUACGCUGGGUUAUACAGCGAAUGAGGUGUUUAAUACAGCAACACGGUUUGGCGGGAGUACUGAGAAACCGAGCAAUCAAUCGACGCCAUCAGAUAACAACUCAACUACACCCGCACCCGAAGUCAUUUUCUACUAUCGAAAGGAAUGUUUCAAGGGUGGCAAACGAUGGAAGGAGGAGAAGUGUCCACAACAAAAUGAACAGAAAAAUAUAGAUGACAUAUUUGGAAAGUUAUUUGAGUGAUUUAAAUCUCACCAGAUUUUAAUUUUAACUAUUACCCUUUUUUUAUACAAAUAAUAAUACAUAUUUUCAAAAUAAAUCCAAGAAAAUCGGAUAAGAAGAGUA
This is a messenger RNA of Sitodiplosis mosellana (orange wheat blossom midge), 898 nucleotides long. RefSeq lists its product as uncharacterized. The coding region runs from base 35 to 796 and encodes 253 amino acids. NCBI's taxonomy places the organism in Eukaryota, Metazoa, Arthropoda, Insecta, Diptera, Cecidomyiidae. The record is from RefSeq and is a predicted model, not a curated record. The transcript is spliced from 4 exons.